Nymphaea colorata (pocket water lily) is the source of this 1356-nucleotide messenger RNA. RefSeq lists its product as uncharacterized. The record is from RefSeq and is a predicted model, not a curated record. NCBI's taxonomy places the organism in Eukaryota, Viridiplantae, Streptophyta, Magnoliopsida, Nymphaeales, Nymphaeaceae. The transcript has 8 exons. Bases 344 to 1150 code for a protein of 268 amino acids.
UUAUCCUGAGACGAACCUAUUUUCGUCGGAACUGUCCCCUCUACCUUUCUCUCCAACGAACAGCCAAAAAGACUCACCGGUGUGUUCUCUCUCUCUCUCUCUCUCUGUGCAACGAACAGCCGAAAAGACUCAUUGGUGUGAUCACAAAUCGUGUUAUACCUGUUAUUCUCAGAAAACUGUAUGAUUUCCACUCUCAAGCCUAAAAGAGGAGCAGCGGGCGAUCGAAGGAAGCACCAUGAACGUCCCACAUCCUUUUAUUUCCAAAAGUGUUGCUGGUGCAACCAAUAGGAAACUCUAACAGUAUCCGAGAUCUCGAGACUCCGUCUUUUCGUUCAGGACAUCCAUGGGUAAUCUUUUCAGCUAUCUUCGCGGGCACAGUGAACCGAAGCCACUUCUGUUAUCAGGUUCUGUUUCUGAUUCAGAAGAUGAGGAAUCUGAAGUUGCUGGAAAAAUAUGCUAUAUUGCAGCUUUUGAUGAGCUUGAAGAAGGCCAUGUGCAAUAUGAUACUAUCAUUUGGGUCCUGAUAUCAUUGCUGCUGGUUUUAGCCUGGGGAGUUGGGCUGGUUAUGCUUUUGUAUUUGCCUGUUAAAAGAUACAUAUUGCGUAAGGAUUUACAUUCACGAAAACUUUAUGUUACUUCGGAAGAGAUUGUUUACAAGGUGUCAAGACCUUCAUUUCUGCCAUUUUUAGGUUCCAUAAAAAUUGAGAAACGCAUGUUUCUGCCUCUGGUCAUUGGUGUCGUUAUUGAGCAAGGGUGCUUGCAGUCUAUUUAUGGAAUCCAUACAUGUAGGAUUGAAAGCGUAGCUUCUGGCAAAACUGCACCAGUGGAUGAGUUGCAGGUUCAAGGAGUGACAAAUCCAGGACAAUUGCGGAAGGUGAUUAUGGUGGAAGCUGCAAGGUCCAUCCAAGGAGUUGGGAGAUAUGGAAAGCCCUCAACAGGUGAAGCAGACAAUGUUAUCGUACAGAGUGGAUCCGUAAAUGAAGCUUCCUCAUUAGGCAGAUCAUUGGCUUCAAGUAUGAAGAUGACAGCAUCACCACCGUAUCCAUGUCUGGAGCCCAUGGCAUCAAUCCGUAGCGAACUCAUGCUAAACAAACUUGAAGAAAUAGAGCACUCUGUGAAGAAAAUUGAAUCAUUACUUGAAGGCUCUUAGGAAACAUUGGAGGGGGGUUGGUUGAUAUUGAAGAUUAGUUGUACCAUCACUAUUUUUGUAUAUCUCAGUUAUAUUGUGUUUUAUUACCAAGGCGAUGUAAUUCAUUUAUGUUUCUUCAUCUCUCAUACAAACAAGGUAUCUCUAUUAGCAUAGUGGAGGGCCAUCCAGAAUGCUGAUUGUAUCACAAGUGUGAUAGAUAUUUGCCA